Messenger RNA from Ornithorhynchus anatinus (platypus), 4196 nucleotides. It is a transcript of the gene LRRC8E, whose product is annotated as leucine rich repeat containing 8 VRAC subunit E. Gene Ontology annotation, molecular function: protein binding. Bases 985 to 3354 code for a protein of 789 amino acids. The transcript has 5 exons. The record is from RefSeq and is a predicted model, not a curated record. NCBI's taxonomy places the organism in Eukaryota, Metazoa, Chordata, Mammalia, Monotremata, Ornithorhynchidae.
GGACGUCCGGGGGAGACGGGGGGGAGACGGGGACAGCGCGGCCCCCGGGCUCGGGGAGACGAGGCGGCUUGUGUCUGGCAGCGCAAAUCUCCGAGGCAGAGAGCUGAUUGCUUCGAGGGAGGAGGCAGCAAACCCAAAUCGGUCUGAGGAUGAGCGGGACGCCUGGUCCACCUCUCCGCCGGCCCCUUUGGCUCCAAGUCCCCAGUCCCUCUUCUGUCCCCCGCCUCCCGGCUCCCCGGGAUUCCACCUCUCCUUGGACCCUGAGCAGGAAACGGGGAGUAGGGACGGUGCUCGGAGCUUCCCGACCCGCCGGGGAGGGACGUCUCAGACUGUCUGGGGAUAAUGAUCCCGGCAGGCGACGGGCCAACCCAAAUGCCAUGGUAGGGUGAGGUCGGGCCCCCGCUGACUUCCGCCCCAGCCGGCCCGUUUCAGCCCCAAAUGGGAUAAUGAGAACCUUGCCUCUGUGGAGCAGCGACCGGGAGGAGCCAUCCUCCCUCCCGUGCGUGCACCCGGCCCUCGCCCAUCUCAGAACCUCCCAGCCUCCUCUGCCUCCCAGAAGCAGGGUUCCCGGCUUCCUGGCUUCCCCGCUGCCCACGCCCCACGACUUGGCGUGCCCCCCCCCAACCGGCCUCUCUCCGAACCCAGGCAUCCUGCCCAUCCAGCCCUCCCCCCUUCCCCGCCCUCGCUGCCGCUGGGUCCCAGCACUCUUCCUCCCAGAACCAGGUGUCCUGCCCUUCGGUCUCUGGUGUUCCCCUGGACCUGCUUCGCUGGGCCUGCCUCACUGGGCCUCUGCCUUAGUACACUGCUCCCUGCCCCGAGGCCCUGGGAACUUGAGCCAAGGCCCAGGCGGAGCUGGCUUUUCUGGUUGGAGGUGGCAUGGGGAGUGCCCCCGGGGGGGCGGGGGGCUGCCCACAGUCCAGUCCCUUUAACCACCGCUGGAGAGCCUGGAGCAGUGUGCCCUAGAUGCCCAGGGCCUGAGGAAGGAUGAUCCCGGUGGCCGAGUUCAAGCAGUUCACAGAGCAGCAACCCGCCUUCAAGGUGCUGAAGCCCUGGUGGGAUGUGUUGGCCGAGUACAUCACCGUGGCCAUGCUCAUGAUCGGAGUCUUUGGCUGCACCCUUCAGGUGACCCAGGACAAGAUCAUCUGCCUGCCCAGCCACGUGCCCAGAGAGAACGCCUCCGAGACACCUUGCAGCGAGCCGCCCCGGGCGCUCCCAGUGGGGAACAGAGAGGUCCAGGAGCUGAGCGGGCUGAAGAACAACCUGGACCUGCAACAGUACAGCUUCAUCAACCAGCUGUGCUAUGAGACAGCCCUCCACUGGUACGCCAAGUACUUCCCCUACCUGGUGGUCAUCCACACCCUGAUCUUCAUGGUCUGCACCAGUUUCUGGUUCAAGUUCCCAGGCACCAGCUCCAAGAUCGAGCACUUCAUCUCCAUCCUGGGUAAGUGUUUCGACUCGCCUUGGACCACCCGGGCCCUGUCGGAGGUCUCGGGCGAGAACCAGAAGGGCCCCCCUGGGCGGGCGGCGGCGGGCGGCGGCCCCGCGGGCCCGGGCAAGGCAGGGGCAGCGGAGAAGACCCCGGCGGCGGAGCCGGAGAAGGUGGUGACGGAGCCCCCUGCCGUCAGCCUGCUGGACAAGAAGGAGGGGGAGCAGGCCAAGGCCCUGUUUGAGAAGGUGAAGAAGUUCCGGGUGCACGUGGAGGAGGGGGACAUCCUGUACAGCAUGUACAUCCGCCAGACGGUCCUCAAGGUGGGCAAAUUCCUAGCCAUCCUGGUCUACAACGUCAUCUAUGUGGAGAAGAUCCGCUUCCUGGUGCCCUGCUGGGUGGAGACGGCCGAGGUGACGGGCUACGCCAGCUUCUGCUGCAACCACACCAAGGCCCACCUGUUCUCCAAGCUGGCCUUCUGCUACAUCUCCUUCGUGGGGGUCUAUGGGCUGACCUGCCUCUACACACUCUAUUGGCUCUUCCACCGACCCCUGAAGGAGUACUCGUUUCGCUCCGUGCGGGAGGAGACGGGCAUGGGGGACAUCCCCGACGUGAAGAACGACUUCGCCUUCAUGCUGCACCUCAUCGACCAGUAUGACUCGCUCUACUCCAAGCGCUUCGCUGUCUUUCUCUCGGAGGUGAGCGAGAGCCGCCUCAAGCAGCUCAACCUGAACCACGAGUGGACGGCGGAGAAGCUGAGGCAGAAGCUGCAGCGCAACGGGCAAGGCCGGCUGGAGCUGGCCCUGUGCAUGCUGCCCGGCCUGCCCGACCCGGUCUUCGAGCUGAGCGAGCUGGAGGCCCUGAAGCUGGAGGCCAUCGGCGAGGUGACCUUCCCGCCGACCCUCUCGCAGCUGGCCCGCCUGGAGGAGCUCAGCCUGCUGCACUCACCCGCCAAGCUGCCCUUCUCCUCCCUGGUCUUCCUGCGCGACCGGCUCAAGGUGGCCCGGGUCCAGUGCGCCGAGCUGCGUGAGGUGCCCCCCUGGAUCUUCGGCCUGCGCAGCUUGGAGGAGCUGCACCUGGAGGGCCUCUUCCCCCCGGAGCUGGCCCGGGCCGCCGCCCUGGAGAGCCUGAAGGAGCUGAAGCUGCUCAAGAGCCUGUCGCUCCGGAGCAACGCGGGCAAGGUGCCCCCCAGCGUGGCCGACGUGGCGGGCCACCUCCAGCGACUCAGCCUGCACAACGACGGGGCCCGCCUGCUGGCCCUGAACGGCCUGAAGAAGCUGGCCGGCCUGCGGGAGCUGGAGCUGGUGGCCUGUGGCCUGGAGCGGAUCCCCCACGCCGUCUUCAGCCUGGCCGCCCUGCAGGAGCUGGACCUCCGCGACAAUCAGCUGCGCUCCAUCGAGGAGAUCCUCAGCUUCCAGCACUGCCGCAAGUUGGUCACCCUCAAGCUGUGGCACAACCAGAUCGCCUAUGUCCCCGAGCAUGUGCGCAAGCUCAAGGGGCUGGAGCAGCUGUACCUCAGCCACAACAAACUAGAGACCCUCCCCCCACAACUGGGUCUCUGCACCAACCUGCGCCUCCUGGACCUCUCCCACAAUGGCCUCAGGGCCCUGCCCCCGGGCAUCGGCCUCCUGCAGCACCUCCAGCACCUGGCCGCCUCUUACAAUGCCCUGGAGGCCCUGCCGGAUGAGCUCUUCUUCUGCCGCAAGCUGCGCACCCUGCUGCUCGCCCACAACCGACUCUCCCAGCUCUCACCCCGCGUGGCCUUGCUGCGGGCUCUGACCCGCCUGGACCUCAAGGGAAACCGCCUGGAGAGCUUGCCCGGGGAGCUGGGGGACUGCGCGGGGCUCCGCAAGGCGGGGCUGUUGGUGGAGGACGCACUCUACGAGGGUCUGCCCGCUGAUGUCCGGGAGAAGAUGGAAGAGGAGUGAGCUCCUGCCCCGCCCCGCCCCCCCUCCCCAACACAACACAUACACCAAGGGAGCUGGGGGAGGCAGAGGAGGCCCCUUUGCUCCACCUCUGGCAAAGGGCCCCCGCCUCCCCUCCCUCUCCCCCACACCCUGCCACCCCACUCCCUGCCCCAUCCCAGAUGGAUUCCCCACCCUGGGGAUUUGCCUCCACCCCCUCGAAAGGGACAAGUGUCCCCCCCACCCUGGCAGACACCCUCACCCGGAGGAGCCUGGGGGAAAUCCCGGAGACUGGUCUCUCCAGGGAUCCGGUGUCUGUGGGAUUCACGCUGGGCUCCCGGAGGGGAUGAGUUGUGCUGGGAAUCUGGGGACACCAGGCGUGCCUAAGGGAGAGACCAGCAUCUGGGCCGGUUCCCUCAACUGGCAGCAGGGUCCCCGGCCCCGAGUUCCUCCCCCCCAGCCCCUGCCCCCCUCGCCCCACCAAGACUGCCUGCGUGUAGUGCCUUUAAUCCCUGGGAGUAGGUCACACACUGGCCUCCCAGAGCUGUGCUCUCAGAACUGUGCUCCCAGAGCUGUGCUCCCAGACUGUGCUUCCAAGACUCUGCUGGGCCCCCCUGGCUGCCUGGGAUUCCCCCCACAAGGGAGCGAGAUGGGGACUUGAGACCAUGCCCCACGGCCAUGGCAGUGGCGGGGACGGGGGAUGCUUGCCCACCCUUGAUUCAGCAGUUGUUUGCUACCCUCAUUUCUGGAGUUUGGGGAUUUGGGGUUUCCAAAUCCAAAGCCAUGGCUUCCCCAGAGCAGAGAUCAUGUCUGUGUCUUUUAUAUGUCUGUCCGCUUAAUAAAUAUAAUUAUUAUUAUUCAAAUCA